UUCUCCUUCAAUAAUUAAAUCCCUCGAAGUCGUGAUACCACCUGAUCAGAUGACAGGUAGAGGGUUAAAGAAUUUAAAACAAAGUCCAAUCAAAUUAAUUGCUGAAAAUAAAGAAUUGGUUCCAAAACCAUCAGAUGAUCUUUCAAGUAACUUUGAUAUAGGUGUUGUAGUAUCAUUUGGUUAUUUUUUACCAUCCAAAGUUAUUGAAUCUUUUACCAAAGGAACUAUAAAUAUUCACCCUUCUUUAUUACCAAAGUAUCGAGGUGCAUCCCCAAUUCAAUAUACAAUUUUAAAUGGUGAUGAAAAAACCGGAAUUACAAUUCAAGAACUUCAUAAAAAAAUUUUUGAUGCAGGAAAAGUUCUUAGAAAAGUUGUUGUGCCAGUACCACCUUAUAUUACUUAUUCAUUAUUAGAAUCUAUGCUUGCUAGAGAAGCUCCAAAAAUAUCAAAAGAUAUGUCUUUUAUUAAAUGGAAUCAUAUAUCAGUAAAACAAUUGGAUCAAUUACAUCGAGCAAUUUCUCAUCAG
Molecule: messenger RNA, 526 nt
Organism: Dentiscutata erythropus
Lineage: Eukaryota; Fungi; Glomeromycota; Glomeromycetes; Diversisporales; Gigasporaceae
Source: the annotation of a GenBank genome assembly